Molecule: messenger RNA, 1502 nt
Organism: Pollicipes pollicipes
Lineage: Eukaryota; Metazoa; Arthropoda; Thecostraca; Pollicipedomorpha; Pollicipedidae
Exons: 4
Coding region: 4-1284 (426 amino acids)
Cellular component (GO): nucleosome
Molecular function (GO): structural constituent of chromatin; DNA binding; protein heterodimerization activity
Source: RefSeq, a predicted model, not a curated record
AUAAUGGCGCGCACCAAGCAGACGGCACGCAAGUCUACCGGCGGCAAGGCGCCGCGCAAGCAGCUGGCCACUAAGGCGGCUCGCAAGAGCGCGCCGGCCACCGGCGGCGUCAAGAAGCCUCACCGCUACCGUCCGGGCACGGUGGCUCUUCGCGAGAUCCGUCGCUACCAGAAGAGCACGGAGCUGCUCAUUCGCAAGCUGCCGUUCCAGCGGCUGGUGCGCGAGAUUGCGCAGGACUUCAAGACGGACCUGCGCUUCCAGAGCAGCGCUGUCAUGGCUCUGCAGGAGGCCAGCGAGGCGUACCUGGUCGGUCUGUUCGAGGACACGAACCUGUGCGCCAUCCACGCCAAGCGGGUGACCAUCAUGCCCAAGGACAUCCAGCUGGCGCGUCGCAUUCGUGGCGAGCAUGCCGGACACAAUCAUGCUACGACCGGCGAGCCGUUCGCCGACGGCCUGCGCAGCACCAAGCACCAGUCAUCUGCACUGCAUAGCACAUCAACCAUGUCCGGACGCGGCAAGGGCGGCAAGGUGAAGGGCAAGUCCAAGUCUCGCUCGUCGCGGGCUGGACUCCAGUUCCCGGUCGGUCGUAUCCACCGUCUGUUGCGCAAGGGCAACUAUGCCGAGCGCGUUGGCGCCGGCGCGCCGGUGUACCUGGCCGCCGUCAUGGAGUACCUGGCCGCUGAGGUGCUCGAGCUGGCAGGCAACGCCGCUCGCGACAACAAGAAGACCAGGAUCAUCCCCCGCCACCUGCAGCUGGCCAUCCGCAACGACGAGGAGCUCAACAAGCUGCUGUCGGGCGUGACCAUCGCCCAGGGUGGUGUGCUGCCCAACAUUCAGGCCGUCCUGCUGCCCAAGAAGACCGAGAAGAAAAUAAUGGCGCGCACCAAGCAGACGGCACGCAAGUCUACCGGCGGCAAGGCGCCGCGCAAGCAGCUGGCCACUAAGGCGGCUCGCAAGAGCGCGCCGGCCACCGGCGGCGUCAAGAAGCCUCACCGCUACCGUCCGGGCACGGUGGCUCUUCGCGAGAUCCGUCGCUACCAGAAGAGCACGGAGCUGCUCAUUCGCAAGCUGCCGUUCCAGCGGCUGGUGCGCGAGAUUGCGCAGGACUUCAAGACGGACCUGCGCUUCCAGAGCAGCGCUGUCAUGGCUCUGCAGGAGGCCAGCGAGGCGUACCUGGUCGGUCUGUUCGAGGACACGAACCUGUGUGCCAUCCACGCCAAGCGGGUGACCAUCAUGCCCAAGGACAUCCAGCUGGCGCGUCGCAUUCGUGGCGAGCGUGCUUAAGAGCGCUGAGAGCGAAAUCAUCAACAGGUCCUUAUUAGGACCAGAGACAGUGGCAUGGAGUACGAGCCUGGGUGUGACACGAACGCACGGCAACGAGUUGUCUGAAAUGUCAGAGCAGCUAGCUGGCGCUCUGCCAGACGCUGUCAAACGCAAAGCCUCUUUGCAGAAACAGACCAAAGUGCCACACCCCUGUGGGUGACACGUUUGGCGUGCACGAU